CUUCAUGUGAACACUAUAUAAUCAGAGCCAGGAGGGACCUCUACGUUCACACAGCUGGAACUCAUCUCCAGGAAGAACAGCCAGAUCCAUCUCUAGUUGGAGGGAAACUGCCAGAUUUUUGUAAGAUUCUUCCUCCUGGGCACCACUAAGGCGGUGAUGGCUCUGCAGAGGACCCAUUCAUUGCUUCUGCUCUUGCUCACCCUGCUAGGGCUACAGCUGGUGCAGCCUUCCUAUGGCCAGGAUCGCAUGUACCAGCGGUUUCUGCGGCAACACGUGGACCCUCAGGAGACAGGUGGCAAUGAUAACUACUGCAACUUGAUGAUGCAAAGACGGAAGAUGACUUUACAUCGGUGCAAGAGCUUCAACACCUUCAUCCAUGAAGACAUCUGGAGUAUUCGCAGCAUCUGUAGCACUGAAAAUAUCCAGUGCAAGAACGGCAAGAUGAACUGUCAUGAGGGUGUAGUGAAGGUCACAGACUGCAAGGAGACAGGAAGUUCCAGGACCUCCAACUGCAAAUAUCGGGCUAAGGCAAGCAUUAGGCGGGUGGUAGUUGCUUGUGAAGGUGACCCAGAGGUGCCUGUGCACUUUGACAGAUAAAUGCCAUCCUUGGGUGCUAUAUAGCCAGUGAUUGGCCUCUGAUUUACUCCAAGAAUAGCAAUGAGUAAUGCAUUUAAAUUGUUUUGGACUCUGUCUCCUCUGCUCAUUACUUACACUUUCCCUCUAUGUAACCCAUUUUAUUAAGUAUCCAAUAGAAAUGGAGACAAACUAUGGUGAGUCCAGGCUUUUCUAUUAUAAGCUUCUUUAUGAAAGACAAGUCAACUUAGCCGUUUCAGAUCCUAUACUCUGGAAUUGAGUCAUUAUGUGUAUUUAUAUCACAUUUCAAGCAUUUUAAAGUACUUUGUUCUCAGUUAUCUCAUUUUCAUACCCCUUGUACCUCUUUGAUGCUGACAAUGCUGUUAAGGGAAUUUACUGAAGACCAUUAAGUUAGUGGAAAAUCUGAGACAAAAUUUCAGUUGAAUUGGCUCAUUCGGGGCUUUUUCUGUUCAUUACAAGGAGUGUUUUGAAAGUGUCUGCUUUUUAUUAUUCCCAAAAGUCAGCUGUUUGGGGAGUCAUUAAAUGUUUAGAAAUAACAUACUGGUAAAAUUAGAGCUGUGUGUGAUUUGACAUUGUUAUGUUUGUGUCUGAUUAUAUCAAGGAAUGGUAUUAGAAAAUUUCUCUUUUUCUUCCCAAACUUUUGAUUCAUCCUAAGAUGUUACGGUAUUAAAAAUGUACUAGAUCAUUAAGAUUAACUUACUUUUAAAGUCAGGCAUAGUGGAACAGGCCUGUAAUCCUACCUACCUAGGAGCCUGAGGCUGGAAGAUCACAAGUUGAAGGCCAGCCUGGAUAACUUAGUGAGACCCCCAUCUCAAAAUAAAAACUAAAAAGGGCUGGGGAUGUAGCUCAGUGGUAGAGCAUCCCCGGGUUCAAUUCUCAGAACUGAAAAAAAAAAAAAGACUUCCUGUUUAAAAGAUUUUUCAUGUUUCCCUUGUAAUUGUAAUAAAAGACUUAAUCUGCAAGUAUCUAAAGGGAUUUUUUAAAUUUUUACUUAUUAUUUUUAUUUAUUAAUUUUUCUCCUAUACUCUAAGUUCUGGUCUUCCAUAUAUAUACCUGAAUAUCCUCAUAUAUUCUGGCCAGAAUGCACAUCAGAUCCAUGACCACAGCACAGAAACCUUUAUUUUGUUUAUUUCAGAAGAAGUGAUUCAUCUCAAAAACAAGUCUCACACCCAUUCCCUCACCCUUUGGAGAUUCAGAAAUAAAUUGGAGAGCAGAGAUAUAUGAAGAUGCUACCUGCAAGGAGGGAAGUGUGUGGGGAGGGGAGAAUAAAUUGAAAAUAUUUAAAUAACAGAAGAUACAGAAAGAAAUUUUAUUUGAACUCCCCUUAUCUGAUUAAUGCAUAGCUUCCUGAAAAUACAGCCAGCAUUAACUUCCCUCCAUGGGUAUCUCCAGGCAUGGAGGUAUUCCAAGACAAUUGUACAAAUAAACCUUACCUGAACCUUUCAUUUAUACUCUCUAAAAGUCCAUUUGCUUUCCCAGAGAGCACUUCCUCUCUCUAAAAGCACGUCAGUGCCCCAGUGUUUGAAACCUGUGGAGGGGCUUGGUGGUAUGGCAACAGUACUUGCAGGGACAACAGAAGCCAUUUCACUCCAUUGCAGAGUUCAGACAUUGCUUCAAGAUCACAAGCAUCAUGACAAAUUCACAAACACUUAUCAGGCUUUCCAGUCACUGAAAUGCCAUGGAAUUGGAGAGUAUUACUGAAGUUUGGUGCCUAUUCAUUUCCAUAAUGGAUUCAGCAAAGUCCUUUUCUUUGGACUUCAAAGUUCCAUUAAGGAGCAUCUCCCUACUGCAGUGAUUCAUGAUGCUCUUUUAGUCAAUGACCUUAUCUGUGGAGGUCUGUUGGGUGCCAUGGUGGGAUUCUUGGUUUGGGGAUAUUUUUUCCCCUCAAUUAAUGUUGUAAAAAUUCUUAUACAAUCUCAGAUUGGUGAAAAAUUUCAACCUUUCCUCAAGGUUUUAAAAACAAAUCAGAGUAGAAUAGGACAGGAGACAGACAAAUCUUUUCAGAGGUGUCCACCUGAAUGACCAUGGGUCCCUUAUCUCUUGGCGCAUAAUCAAUGCCACUUACGAGUUCUUGUUGAAGGUUAUAUGAAAAAAGUCAUUGGUGAAGUUCCAUUUAUCAACUAAACAGACCUAGAAAUGCAGUUUGGUCUUGUUCCUAAUUGACUCAAAUUCAAGUUGGUGUCAUUAAGUCCACGUCUCAGGAAUUUUGGGCAAAGCUACUUUCUUUAAGCUUCAGCAACAAGAACAAAACAAUAAAAGGUUUCAGUAGGAAACUUAAAAAGAAGAAGAGGUAGAGGGUAAGGAGGAGGGGAAGGAGGAGAAGAAGGAAGAAGAAAAAAAUCUAACUUAACCCUUCAUCCUAGCCCUCCCACAAGUUAUGAACAGAACCAGUUUCCUUUCCUCCUAUUGAUCUGUCUACUGUUGAUUCAUAGGUCCUUGACCAUAGAACGUUGGUAGAUGGAGGGCAAGGUUUUCCUCUAACAGUUUGUCCAUAUAUGAGUAAGGACAGCCAGGCACAGUGGCACACAUCUAUAAUCCCAGUAAUUUAGGAAGUUGAAGCAGGAGAAUUGCUAAGUUUAAGACCAGCCUCAACAUCUUAGUAAGAUCCCGUUUCAAAAAUUAAAAAGGAUUAGGGAUGUAGGUCAGUGGUAAAGCACCCCUGGGGUUAAUCCCCAGUCCAAAAAAAAAAAAAGAGUGAGGACAGAGAAUUCUGCCCUUGGCACCGACCAUGUUGUCAUGGGAGUUGGUAACUGUGGAGCAAAAUGAAAUAUAUUUUGUGUUUGUCCUGAUUUCUGUCAUGAAAUCUACUUUGUCUGAUAGUAUAUUAUAAGACCCCCCCUUUGGGAAAGGUCCUGUUACAUGUCCAGGAGGAAGGAAGGGAAACUGGGAGCAAACUGAGUAGACAGGACUUGCUGGGUUUCCCCAUCCAGUCUAUUAGCAUUAAAUAUGUGAUGGGGUCUCCAUAAAAGCUCAAAAGGACAAGGUUUGGGAACUCCCAGAUUGCUGGAACCUGUACAGGUUCCUGGAGGCCUGGGGAGGGCAUGGAAGGAAGCUCUGUGCCUCUUUCCCUAUACCUUACCUUAUGAAGCUUUUAAUAUGUAUCCUUUGUAAUGUCAUUCAUAGCAAACCUCAUUUUAAAAACCUUUUGGAAUUUCUGAAUUAGGAAUAUUUUGUUAAUAAUGAGCCCCUUCUCAUCAUCUGAGUUUUUGCUAAUGAUCUGACUUAGAUUAAGUUCCCUAGAUAGCCUCUAGAUGGGGCUGGUGACCAGAAAGAACAAGUGAUAAUGGAGUAAAACUUUCAGCUUCAACUAUUGACCUCCAAUAAUGGUUGGCAGGCAAGGAAAACAAUCUCCAUAAAAACUCACAGACAAUGCAAUUUGAACAGCUCCCAAGUGGCUAGGUACUGGGAGGGAGGCACAUCCUAAGAAGGCAUGGAACUUCUAGAUCUCCAUCCCUUGCUCUGUUCAUCUCUUCCACCUGGCUAAUGGAAGUUAAUAAUACAAAAUGGAGUAAUUUAUGUCAAAGUUCUAACCCAAAGGAGUUGGGAAUACCCAUAAAGCUCUCUUGAGUGCAUUUCUAAAUUACCUUGAUACUUUGUAACCAGCUUAUCUCAGCAAUUUCCUCUAGCCAUAGUAUUUCAGAUAAGCCAAGACUGAUGCCUAGCAAUGGCUAUUUCUGCCAAAACAAUAAUGCCAACUUCAGCAAUGAAUUCCUGAGACCAAUUACCUAAGUUUUGAAGCUGUUUACCUGAUUUCUUUGUCUUUAAAAACUCCCCCUUUGUUCCAAUUACUUGUGUGUGCCUAGGAUUUUCUUAGUCUGUAUACCCCAAGUUGAAAAACUUUACUAAUAGUAAAUAAAAUAUUUUGUUCCAGA
Messenger RNA from Marmota monax (woodchuck), 4466 nucleotides. RefSeq names its product ribonuclease 4. Lineage: Eukaryota; Metazoa; Chordata; Mammalia; Rodentia; Sciuridae. Bases 157 to 597 code for a protein of 146 amino acids. Gene Ontology annotation, molecular function: nucleic acid binding; RNA nuclease activity. The transcript is spliced from 2 exons. The record is from RefSeq and is a predicted model, not a curated record.